AUGUUUAUCUUCAAACCAGAUGUUCUGGUGAUAAUCCAGGCUGUCUUCUUAAUGCAAAUGGCUUGGAAUAAGGUCCUUUGUCAGCUUCAUUACAGCAUCCCUGAGGAAUCCAAACACGGAACCUUUGUUGGAAGAAUUGCCCAGGACCUUGGCAUGGAGAUCAUUGAGAUUAAUUCCAGGAUGCUAAGGAUCAUUUCUAAAGACCAGAAAGAAUAUUUUCAGGUAAAUCUGCAAAAUGGCAUUUUAUUUGUUAAACAUGCUAUAGACAGAGAAGAGCUGUGCCCAAACUUACCUUUGUGUAUUGUGUCUAUUCAAGUUAUUGUUGAUAAACCUGUACAAAUGCAUCGUGUGGAUGUGGAGAUAGAGGAUAUAAAUGAUAAUUAUCCAGUGUUCUCUUCCAUUCAGUACACUAUUUCAAUAGCAGAAUCAAAGCAACCAGGGUCUCGUUUCCCACUAGAGGGAGCUGUAGAUUCCGAUGUUGGAACUAAUUCUGUUACAAGCUAUGAACUCAAUGCAAAUGAAUAUUUUAUUCUAGAGUUUCCAAAGUUUGUUCAUCAGAUUAGAUCAAUACAACUUGUUCUGAAAAAAUCAUUGGACAGAGAGAAAAUAAGUUUGCACAAUUUGACUCUUACAGCAUUUGAUGGUGGAAAGCCUAAACUAAGUGGUUGCACUCAACUUAUUAUCAAUGUUGAAGAUGUUAAUGACAACUCCCCCAUAUUUAAUCAGUCAUUUUACCAGUGCAGUGUUGCAGAAAAUGCUUCUAAAGGAACCUUAGUUACAAGACUGAAUGCAACUGAUUUGGAUUUGGGUAAGAAUGGGGAAAUAUCAUAUGAAUUCAGUAAACUGGUUCCAUUGCAAAUGUUGUCAAUAUUUAGUCUAGACAAGAACACAGGCUAUAUUAAUGUAAAUGGGGAACUUGACUAUGAAAAAAACAAUGUUUACGAAAUCUAUGUUGAUGCUUUUGAUAAUGGUGAACCCCCUUUGACUGGACACUGCCAACUUUUAGUCACAGUUGCUGAUCUGAAUGACAAUGCUCCUGAGAUGUCAGUGACUUCUCUUUCUUUGCCUGUUCCUGAAGAUGCAACUCAAGGAACCAUUGUUGCAAUCAUUAGUGUCCAUGAUAGAGACUCUGGGAUCAAUGGAAGAGUGAACUGCUACAGCAUUCCACCCACUCCAUUUAAAGUAAACCCUGCAUUCACUGGGGAUUUUUCUCUCAUAGUUAAUGCACCUUUAGACCGAGAAAACAAAUCAGAAUAUCAAGUUGUGAUAACUGCUACAGAUGAAGGCUCCCCUGCACUUUCAACAUCAAUGACAAUCAAUGUUGAAGUCAGUGAUGUGAAUGAUAAUGCACCACUAUUUCAACAACCAGCACACACUAUCUUUAUAAAGGAAAAUAAUGCACCGGGCUCUCAUGUCUACACAGUAUCUGCCUUUGAUUCUGAUACUGGUCAGAAUGCCUUCAUAACAUACUCACUCACUGAGAGCUUCAUAGAGGGGAUCCCCAUUUCCUCCUAUAUCUCCAUUAACCCAGAAAGUGGAAACCUGUUUGCUUUGUUACCAUUUGAUCAUGAGGAAGUUGUAUAUUUCCAGUGUCACAUAAAAGCCACAGAUGCAGGACUUCCUCCACUGAACUCCAGUCUGGCAUUAAAUAUUUUUAUUGUAGAUGUAAAUGACAAUCCACCAGUGUUUACAUCAGAAUAUGCCAACAGAGAAUCUGCAAUGUCUUUAACAGCACCCAAAUCAAUACAACCAGGUCAUCUGGUAACUAAGGUUAAUGCUGUCGAUUUGGAUUCUGGAUACAAUGCCUGGAUGAUUUAUAAAAUUAAAAAUGUAGCAGGAAAUUCCCCAUUUGCUAUUUCUCAACAUACUGGAGAAAUAAGACUGACCCGGCCAAUAACAGAAGCAGAGGGUGAUGAGUUCAGACUGUUUGUGGUGGCUGAGGACCACGGAGAACCUGUAAUGACUGCUCUAACUCAAAUAAUUAUCUCAAUUAAGGAUUCUGGAGAGGACACCAAGAUAGUUCAUCAUCAUUCAAGAGCAAUCAGUGAGGAAUUUUCUGAUGUAAACGUCUACUUAGUUGUUGCCAUUUGCUCAAUUUCCAGUAUUUUUCUCAUAACGCUUAUCACCUUCACUGUUUUACGAUGGCAAAAAUAUAAAGAUGAGGUCAAUCAACUGAGAGAAAACUACAGGAUUUGCUCGAACACAGUAGGUAGCUGGGUGUAUUCUCAAAGCCAAUACAAGUUCUACACAAAUUCACUUCAGGCAAAGAAUGAUUUAAUAGUUUUCACGCCAAAUAGAGGUCAAUCUUCACAGACAGAAGAAACCACAUCCGAAGGAGGUGCCAUUUCUUACUUAUCACUUCAGGUGAGAUGGUCACGUUUUUUUAAUUAUUAA
Xenopus laevis (African clawed frog) is the source of this 2394-nucleotide messenger RNA. Its product is annotated as protocadherin alpha-8-like. The coding region runs from base 1 to 2394 and encodes 797 amino acids. Lineage: Eukaryota; Metazoa; Chordata; Amphibia; Anura; Pipidae. The record is from RefSeq and is a predicted model, not a curated record. The transcript has a single exon.